UAAGGUCACUCGUACGUACUUUAAAAUCCCCGAGAACUGUGAAGAUGGCGCCACACGCUGACAGUGACUGGAGACGAUCGCAGGGUCCUUGUACUCAGUCAAUUCUUACUUAUAACGAGAUGAAGGGCAUCGAGAGCGUGCGGCCCGAGGAUGUGGACGCCUACAAGGCCAAUUACCAGUGCUUCACGCCGGGGCUACAGACGACCGACAUCAUGGACGCCUACACCGCCUGGGCGCAGACGUACGACACGACUCUGUGCUCCGGGAGAUACAACGGACCGGAAAUGGCGGCCGAGGAGAUAGCAGCGCGAGUCGACGAGGAUCAUCGGCACAGCAUCCGCGUGCUCGACGUGGCAGCGGGAACGGGCAAGGUCGGGAAGGAGCUCGCCAAGAGGGGAUUCACGAUGAUCGACGCCCUGGAGCCCUCGGAAGGCAUGAUGCACAUCUUAGAAGACACGGGCGUCUACUCCUACAAAUACAUGGAGUUUCUUGGCCUCGGCGAGAACUCCGUGCCUGAUGACACGUAUGACGUCGUGGUGAUCGUGGGCGGUAUGGGCGAAGGUCACAUCCCCGUCAAUGGUGUUGACGACCUUAUCCGCAUCACGAAACCAGGCGGACUUGUCAUUAACGUCAUGAGGCUGGAAUACCUCGACUACGUGGAGGCUUACAAGGACAAACUAGAACCUUACAUGGACCUCCUGCAUCAGAAGGGAUGGUGGCAGAAGGUGGACAGAAAAGUUGUGCCAAAUUACGCCUUUGAUAAAGAGGGGAUCAUUUUUGUUCACAGAGUUUUGUAAAAAAUCACAAAACAUUUCGCAUGCCUUUACUUCUUCGUCUUCCUCUUUCCUCUUCUUCUUCUUCUUCUUCUUCUUCUUCUUCUUCUUCUUCUUCUUCUUCUUCUUCUUCUUCUUCUUCUUCUUCUUCUUCUUCUACAUUACGACGAACAGUACUAUACUAAUGAUUUUCAUAUGAUAUAUUUCAUGUUUUUUUAUAAGACGGCGAAUGGCAUUGUACUGAUGAAUUAUUUUUAUACGACAGUUUAACUUGACUAAAGAAAUAUAUUUAUGUGUCGACUGCAUAUUCUCUUAUAUGUUAAAAUAUACGUUAUAUGUUAUCAUCUCGCUUUGUCUGAGGCGAUGGCAUAGACUUUUUUUAUAUCAAUGUUUUGUGUACUCAAUUUAGUAUCUUAAUGACAGCAUAUGUAUUCACAUGAUGCAAUGAAUAAUCUAUGAGUCAGUUGCAUACGUACCCCCCCCCC
Molecule: messenger RNA, 1258 nt
Organism: Penaeus indicus
Lineage: Eukaryota; Metazoa; Arthropoda; Malacostraca; Decapoda; Penaeidae
Exons: 7
Coding region: 45-797 (250 amino acids)
Molecular function (GO): methyltransferase activity
Source: RefSeq, a predicted model, not a curated record